Messenger RNA from Dreissena polymorpha, 1510 nucleotides. RefSeq lists its product as uncharacterized. The transcript has 4 exons. The record is from RefSeq and is a predicted model, not a curated record. Lineage: Eukaryota; Metazoa; Mollusca; Bivalvia; Myida; Dreissenidae. Bases 413 to 1510 code for a protein of 365 amino acids.
GGAAAGUAGAUUUCCACUAAUAGUUGGUGCGUUGUAACCUCACAGUUGGAUUGACUCGGACUUUAUCCCAGGAUUGACAUUAUUCGGGGUAGUCAAGCUGCAGUCCUCGUAGAGGUCGGACGUGCCAACUGUCACAUCUAUGCCCAAUUACAGCAAUAUCGGAACUUGGACGAGUCCAUUGUUGACAGUGGGCGGGGAAGUAUAAAAGAAAGUGUGACCUACGCAGCUUGGCUACCGUCCCUUGUUGUAAGUAUAUUUCAAAUGUAUUUAUAAAAAAUACUCUUGAUUAUGACAACUAGUGCAGCCCAUAUCUUGUGUAUUUAAAUUUACACAUAUUGGAGGAAACAUCUUCAUAUUUAUUUUAGUUGUAUUUGUCAUCGAAUACUUCUGGAUUAAAUAGUUUCUUGCCAACAUGGCCUGUAUAAAGCAGCCUGUUAAUUGUUUGACAGAAGAAGAAUUAAGAUCAAUCCCGGGUAUUAGCAGUAGACUGGCAUCGACUAUUGUUGAUGUCAGAAACAGGUUUGGGAACUUAACGGCAGAAUCGUUCCAAACAUUGACGCGUCAAUCACUUUCAGAAAGUCUGACACAGUUGUUAGAUUUUACACCCAACAGGCAGCUGGGGAAAGAUCGAUCCCAACAAUCGCCUAAUAUAACGUUAGGCGCUAUUCCUAAGAAAAUUAUGGGCCCCAUACCAGAAUCACCUAAAGUCGAGAAACAAGCGGAUGGUGAUGCCUCAGAGAAGUUGGUUUCAGAAAUAGCACAGUGGGAAGACGUCCAGGAGGUCCUAUCGACUGCUAAAAAACUAGUUGCAGCCAAAAAACAAGGUGACUGCAGCGCAUUUAGCGAGUUUUUAACAAAUGCGCAACAACAACUGCACUUUGUUAAAGACAAUCUUCGCCGCCGUGAGGAUAGCGACGAUGAUUUGGAAUCCUCAUCCGGAAUUCCAAAGAGAAAGAAUGCACGAGAUAAGGUGUACAGGAAGAAGGUUACACACCACACUGUCACAGGAAGGGGUGUGUCAUCAGAAGAGGAGGAUCAACCGAUUCUUCACAGAACGAGUAGUGCUAGUGCCUACUCAAAUAAUCUGCCAGCUAGUAAGCCACCUCAACCAGUACUUGGCAGCGACGGGACUCCGUUUCAAAGAGGGCAGCCAUUUUCGAGAUCGGCUUUGCGGGAUAUUCCCAAGAAUCUGGUGUAUGAUGGCAAAUCACGGUGGCAAUCAUUUCACAUGAAGUUCGAGCAUUGGAUUGACUCGGACUUUAUCCGAGGAUUGACAUUAUUCGGGGUAGUCAAGCUGCAGUCCUCGAGAAGGCGGAGGUUGCGGGAACUCAAGGAGCACCGGAUGGAGCGGCGCAUGCAUUCCGACCAGAUCUUCCACAUCUUCCAGAUCUUGCACUGGGUCGGCCGGGAAAGUAUGUCGGGAGCCCAAAGACUGGUCGGCCAUACAUUCGCUGAACCCUUUUACACUCUGCUUCUGAGCCCAAAGACUGGUCGGCCAUACAUUCGCUGA